This is a messenger RNA of Coccinella septempunctata (seven-spotted ladybird), 1547 nucleotides long. RefSeq lists its product as uncharacterized. NCBI's taxonomy places the organism in Eukaryota, Metazoa, Arthropoda, Insecta, Coleoptera, Coccinellidae. The coding region runs from base 152 to 1072 and encodes 306 amino acids. The transcript has 2 exons. The record is from RefSeq and is a predicted model, not a curated record.
ACAACCGAAAGGAAAACAAACCAAUAACCUAAAAAUAUUUGAAAUUUCUUCAGAUACAACUUAUUUUUUGCUGAAAAAUUCCUACAGAAAUUGUUUAUGAUCAUCAGAUAGUAUUAUACUAUUACAAUCUAAUAAUAGAUAAUAUCAUAAUAUGAGUACGGAAAUAAAGAAAAUGAAACAAGGCAUGUCUUAUUCAUGCAAAGAAAAAACAAUAAUUCUUAACGUCUUCAAAUAUUUUAAGAGUGAAUUUCCUGAUAAAUGCGUUACAGACUUGGUGAGGAGAACAGCCAAAGCUACAGGCUGCAGUGAAAAAAGCAUAUUUCAAUUUCGUAAGGAGGAGGCAAGUGCUGAAGGAUUCAAAGCACCGUCUAAAACUAAAAUUAGGAAAAAUAUCAAUAUAAAUAGUAGAGAUAUUAAAUAUGAUGACUCUGUCAGACAAGCUAUAAGAAAUAUUAUAUAUGACUUGAAGUAUAAAAACAUUGUUCCUAGCUUGAAUACCAUACUAAAAAAUGUCCAUUUGGAUAGCCAGUUACCCAAUUUUUCUCUGAUGACACUAAGAAGAUUGCUUUUUGAUAUGGGGUUCUCCUAUGAAAAAGUCGGGAAUAAAUCAAUUCUUAUAGAAAGAACUGAAACUCCUAAUGAGAAUGGAAAGAAUAAGAAAGAUAAAAGUAAACUAGUCAAUAAUGUACCUGCUAAAAAUAGCAACGUACAAGGAUUUAUUGGCCACAACAACACACAACAAAAUACCAAUCCAAGUUGUGGGAACCAAUUACCAAAGCCUACACCACAGCACCCUGUGACCCAUAUGAACGGUAAUAUAAACUUGCAUUUGAGCCAUAUCGGUCAGUCGGUUGACCACCAAUCAUCUCAUCAUCCUCUGACACCUCUUCAAGGAACGUUUCAAACUCAUAAUCACAUCAUGGGCCCAACUAUGCAUAUGCAAGCGCCAGUCACUCAUAAUAUGCCUCCAGUCAUGUUGAACCACAGGCCUCCUGUACCUCAUCCAACUCAUAUGGUACCUCCACCAUUCAACAUGCACCUUAAGAGACCAGAGUAUACCCAAGGAAUAUGAAGUAAAAUGUCUAAGGAUAUCAAUGUGCCAGUUCUACCUACUCCAGCGCUGUGAAAUUAAGUGUAAAUAUUCGAUGAAAUGCAAGUGACUGAAAGGUAUCGCUAUAAACAAGUCAGACUGAUAUUUAGAGUAGCAAAAAUUUUUUUAAUUUAAUCCGUUCAGUAAACUGAAAAGAGCCAUCAAAGAGUGCCUUGACCUGAUAGAAUAAUUUUAUGUAAUCUUCAGGCAGAAUUGAAGAAUUUCGCAAAACUUUUUGGUGUAGUUGUAGAUUCUCGAAAUUCAAUGACUUGAUUUGCAUGCAAGUGAAUUAGUUACUAGUGCGGGAAAAUGAUUUUUUGCGCAUAUCAGAUGAGACUGAUGGCAUUUUCUGAAAAUUCUAUUUUUGAUAUUACAAUCAGUAUUAUUUUGAUAUUCAAAGUAUAUUUUUAUAUUCUUGAAGUUAAUUGAAUAGUUGAAAUAAAUUAUUGAAAAAUUA